CGGAGCCUAGAGCAGAAGUUGUAAAGCAGUGCAGAAGUCCGGUAGAUAAAGGGCGGAAGUAGGGUGUCCAAUCCUGCGAACAUGGCGCAGAAAGAGGAAGAUGUUAGAGACUACAAUUUGACUGAAGAGCAGAAGGCUAUCAAGGCCAAGUAUCCGCCAGUCAAUAGGAAGUACGAAUAUUUGGAUCAUACAGCGGAUGUCCAGUUACAUGCAUGGGGAGAUACCCUGGAGGAAGCAUUUGAGCAAUGUGCAAUGGCCAUGUUUGGUUACAUGACAGAUACUGGGACUGUGGAGCCCCUCCAGACAGUAGAAGUAGAAACUCAAGGAGAUGAUUUACAGUCUCUUCUGUUUCACUUUUUGGAUGAAUGGCUUUAUAAGUUCAGUGCUGAUGAAUUCUUCAUACCCCGGGUAAGCAAGGGUUUUUCUUUUUUACUGAGCAAACAGUUUCACCUUUUAAAAUAUAAUAAGUGAUAAUGCAAAAACCAAUCCAUACAGCUAUGUAAGAUGAUAUUUAUUUGUAGAAAUUAUAAUUCCCACUGGCACUUCCUGGUUAAUCUGAACUUAAUUACAUAUAAGCAUUUUGCAUUUAACUCUCUGAUCAUGUAUGUGUUACUAACCUGGAUUGUGUAAUUAGACUGCCCCUGCAGUCUUCCUCCACACUUUUUGUUUCCCAAAUUUGAGAUCUAUUUGUGUCCAUUUAUGUUCCUUUUGUCCAUUUCAACUGUAGAAGUUCUGACAUGUGGGCCUAAAUUAAAUUGUUU
Otolemur garnettii (small-eared galago) is the source of this 761-nucleotide messenger RNA. It is a transcript of the gene TSLIG1, whose product is annotated as zinc finger and BTB domain containing 8 opposite strand. Lineage: Eukaryota; Metazoa; Chordata; Mammalia; Primates; Galagidae. Bases 82 to 471 code for a protein of 129 amino acids. Gene Ontology annotation, biological process: tRNA splicing, via endonucleolytic cleavage and ligation. The transcript is spliced from 4 exons. The record is from RefSeq and is a predicted model, not a curated record. Gene Ontology annotation, cellular component: tRNA-splicing ligase complex.